AUGCCAUUCGGAUUAACUAAUGCUCCAGCAACAUUCCAACGAUUAAUGGACAUAGUGUUAGCCGGUCUCAAGUGGCAAUGCUGUCUCGUUUACAUCGACGAUGUGGUAAUUUUCUCACCAACAUUCGAACAACAUGUGAAAGAUUUAGAAAAAGUAUUCCAAGCUCUUCAAUCAGCAAAUCUGACUUUGAAAACAUCAAAAUGUCAAUUCUGCCGUCGAGAAAUGCGUUACUUGGGACACAUUAUCACUCAGAAUGGCAUUAAACCAGAUCCAGAUUUAAUUAAAUCAGUGACAAACUUUCCUCAACCGAAAAAGAUCAAAGAUGUUCAAUCAUUUCUUGGUUUAACCGGUUAUUACCGUCGAUUCAUCAAAGAUUACUCAAAAAUAGCCGAACCAUUAUUACAACAGUUGCGAAACUGUCAAAAAGGCAAUCAUCAUUUAAAAUGGUCAAAAGAAUGCACCGACGCUUUUGAAACAUUAAAACAAAGAUUAACAAAUGCACCAAUUAUGAACACACCAAAUUUCGAACAGUCGUUCAUAUUGGAGCUCGACGCUUGUGAAUAUGGCCUAGGGGCCAUAUUAACACAAGAAUAUGAUGGGGAAAAAUAUGUAAUAGCUUACGCAAGUCGAACAUUAUCAACUGCCGAAAGAAAAUAUGGAGCGACAGAGCGUGAAGCAUUAGCCAUUGUAUGGGCAACAAAAUAUUUUCGUCCAUACCUCGAAGGUAAUAAAAUUUAUAUUAGAUCAGAUUGUAAAGCAUUAGAAUGGAUGCGUACGGCAAAAGAUGUAACAGGUCGAUUGGCCCGGUGGGCGAUGAAAUUAUCUGCUUAUCAAAUUGAAGAAAUCAAAUAUCGUCCGGGAAAAUUAAACGCUAACGCCGAUUCGUUAUCACGCAAUCCAUUACCAAAUGAUGAUAUUAAUCAACUCGAAGUGUCAACAAUCGAAACAGCUGUUAACUUAUGGCAAAAUACAAACAUUCUUGGCGAUGUAAGAAAAGAACAAGAAGCUGACUCCAAAUUAAAACCAAUAAUAGAAUUAUUAAAAACAAAACCAUCAACAGAUUUUAAUGAUAAACGUAAUCCCCACAUUCUUAUAAAUGGAUUAUUGUACAAAAUUAAAAACGCCAAUAAACAUUACAAUCAACG
Rotaria sp. Silwood1 is the source of this 1145-nucleotide messenger RNA. The record is from the annotation of a GenBank genome assembly. Lineage: Eukaryota; Metazoa; Rotifera; Eurotatoria; Philodinida; Philodinidae.